CUCAGGAAAAUUUUCUAUCACUUCCUAAAUUACUCACAAAUAGAAAAUUUUCCACUUCAUCAUUUUUAUGCAAUCACUACUUACAAGAAUCCCACACUUUCCCAUUUGUUCCUUUCCAUUUCGGUGAUCACACCUAUCUACCAUUCACCUAUAUAACAUAUCAACACGUAAGUCGUAACAACACAUAUAAACCUUCAUUUCCAACAUCAAUUAUUUUAUUUAAUUUCCCCACACCCCAUUUGAGUAUUUUUGAGGAAAUGGAGUAUUCCAAUGGCAAUGGCAAUCAUGGGUCAUUGAACCUUUGCAAUGGUGGUGGGAAAAGCAAUACUCACCAUCAUCAUCAUGAUGAUCCUUUGAACUGGGGUGCGGCUGCGGAGGCUUUGAGAGGCAGCCACCUUGAUGAGGUGAAGCGGAUGGUGGAGGAGUACCGGAAACCAUUGGUGAUGUUGGGCGGCAAGACGCUCACCAUACCUCAGGUGGCCGCCGUGGCCACCCGCUCGAGUGACGUGGUGGUGGAGCUGGCUGAGGAGACUCAGGCCGCCGUCAAGGCUAGCAGUGACUGGGUCAUGGAUGGCAUGAACAAAGGCACCGAUAGCUAUGGAGUUACCACGGGGUUCGGUGCAACCUCUCAUAGGAGAACCAAACAGGGUGUUGCUCUCCAAAACGAACUAAUUAGGUUUUUGAAUUCUGGCAUAUUUGGCAAUGGCACAGAAUCAAGCCACACAUUGCCACACUCAGCCACAAGAGCAGCCAUGCUGGUUAGAAUCAACACCUUGCUUCAAGGAUAUUCAGGAAUCAGAUUUGAGCUCAUGGAGACAAUGGCCAAGUUUCUAAACCAAAACAUAACCCCAUGCCUCCCUCUAAGAGGCACAAUCACUGCAUCAGGUGACCUGGUUCCUCUGUCCUAUGUUGCUGGUCUUUUGAUUGGGAGGCCAAACUCAAAAUCCAUUGGACCUGAUGGACAAGUUCUAACUGCUAAAGAGGCAUUUCAACUAGCUGGGAUUGAAGGUGGUUUCUUUGAGUUACAACCUAAAGAGGGUUUGGCACUAGUGAAUGGAACUGCAGUAGGAUCUGGUUUAGCUUCCUUAGUUCUUUUUGAAGCAAACACACUUGCUGUGCUCUCAGAAGUUAUAUCAGCAAUUUUUGCUGAAGUUAUGCUUGGGAAACCAGAGUUCACAGACCACUUGACUCAUAAAUUGAAGCACCACCCUGGCCAGAUUGAAGCUGCAGCUAUAAUGGAGCAUAUUCUAGAGGGAAGUUCAUUUAUUAAGGCUGCACAGAAGGUGCAUGAGAUGGAUCCACUUCAGAAGCCUAAACAAGAUAAUUAUGCUCUCAGAACAUCUCCUCAGUGGCUUGGACCCCAGAUUGAGGUAAUCAGGCAUGCAAGCAAGAUGAUCGAGAGGGAGAUAAACUCGGUGAACGACAACCCUCUCAUUGAUGUUUCAAGGAACAAGGCACUUCAUGGAGGGAAUUUCCAGGGCACCCCAAUUGGUGUUUCCAUGGAUAACACUCGUCUCGCCAUUGCUGCAAUUGGGAAACUCAUGUUUGCUCAGUUCACCGAGCUCGUGAACGACUUUUCCAACAACGGUUUGCCUUCAAAUUUAACCGCGAGCCGCAACCCGAGCUUGGAUUACGGCUUCAAAGGGGCGGAAAUUGCAAUGGCAUCCUACUGCUCAGAGCUUCAAUACCUUGCUAACCCUGUCACCAACCAUGUCCAGAGUGCUGAGCAGCAUAACCAGGAUGUGAACUCUUUAGGCCUGAUUUCCUCAAGAAAGACGGCUGAAGCGGUCGACAUAUUGAAGCUCAUGUCCUCCACUUUCUUAGUUGCAUUGUGCCAAGCCAUUGAUUUGAGGCAUUUGGAGGAAAACUUGAGGAGCACUGUGAAGAACACUGUGAGCCAAGUGGCAAAGAGAGUUCUAACAGUUGGUCUCAAUGGUGAGUUGCAUCCAUCCAGGUUCUGUGAAAAGGACUUGCUCAAAGUUGUCGACCGCGAGCAUGUCUUCGCUUAUGUUGAUGACCCCUGCAGUGCAACCUACCCUCUAAUGCAGAAGUUGAGACAUGUCCUGGUUGAUCAUGCACUGCAAAAUGGUGACAAGGAGGCAAAUUCAAGCACCUCAAUUUUCCAAAAGAUUGGAGCUUUUGAGGAAGAGCUCAAGGCCCUUCUGCCCAAAGAGGUUGAAAGUGCAAGGAUUGAAGUUGAGAAUGGAACUCCUGCUUUUCCUAACAGAGUUAAGGAAUGCAGGUCUUAUCCAUUAUACAAGUUUGUGAGGGAAAGUUUGGGGACAGCUUUGCUGACAGGUGAGAAAGUGAGGUCACCUGGUGAGGAAUGUGACAAGGUGUUCUCUGCUUUGUGUGAUGGAAGGUUUAUUGACCCAAUGAUGGACUGUCUUAAGGAGUGGAAUGGUGCUCCUCUACCCAUAUGCUAAGAUGGUGCUCCCCUAUGGAAGUUCUUUUUUUUUCUCCUUUUCUUGUAAUGUUUUUAAAAUGUUGCUGGACAUGUAUUUUACACUGUGAUAUCAAACUAUGUGUAUGUUUUUUAUCUACAA
Messenger RNA from Lotus japonicus, 2546 nucleotides. RefSeq names its product phenylalanine ammonia-lyase 2. The record is from RefSeq and is a predicted model, not a curated record. NCBI's taxonomy places the organism in Eukaryota, Viridiplantae, Streptophyta, Magnoliopsida, Fabales, Fabaceae. Gene Ontology annotation, molecular function: phenylalanine ammonia-lyase activity. Bases 258 to 2426 code for a protein of 722 amino acids. Gene Ontology annotation, biological process: L-phenylalanine catabolic process. The transcript is spliced from 2 exons. Gene Ontology annotation, cellular component: cytoplasm.